AUGAAGAUGAAAAAACAUGACGGCAUUGUUUAUGAACUUAAAGAAGUCCUGAAUCCCUCUCCUAACGUUACAAAUUGUUGCAAAUCACUGUGGGUGAAAUACAGUUUUCAGAAGGCGUGCAUGACCCAGCUUGUCAGCUCCCAGCCUGUUUCAGCCAUGUCAAGGAACCCAGGCCACAAUCCACCUUCCCAGCCCAAGGAGAACAGCAUCGGCCAGAACCUUCACCAGGAGGAAAUAGUCCACAAGUUGGCCAUGCAGCUGAGACACAUUGGGGACAGCAUCAAUUAUAGGAUGGUUCAAGAGGGUUUUCAACAGGAAGGCAGAAUUGCACUGGCUCAUUUUGCCUUAUUUUUCUUCAGAAGAGUUCAUGUAUUACUGCGGCUUUUCUGGAAUAACCAUUUGAUGUGA
This is a messenger RNA of Choloepus didactylus (southern two-toed sloth), 408 nucleotides long. RefSeq names its product peroxisomal testis enriched protein 1 (gene PXT1). Gene Ontology annotation, biological process: positive regulation of apoptotic process. The transcript has 3 exons. Gene Ontology annotation, cellular component: nucleus; peroxisome. The record is from RefSeq and is a predicted model, not a curated record. The coding region runs from base 1 to 408 and encodes 135 amino acids. NCBI's taxonomy places the organism in Eukaryota, Metazoa, Chordata, Mammalia, Pilosa, Megalonychidae.